Molecule: messenger RNA, 615 nt
Organism: Ipomoea nil (Japanese morning glory)
Lineage: Eukaryota; Viridiplantae; Streptophyta; Magnoliopsida; Solanales; Convolvulaceae
Product: developmental and secondary metabolism regulator VEL1-like
Exons: 1
Coding region: 1-615 (204 amino acids)
Source: RefSeq, a predicted model, not a curated record
AUGGAUGAGUAUGCAUUCCAAGGAGGAUAUUAUGAUUCUCAAUCUUAUGGGGGUAACCAACAUGAUGGAUAUGGAGAUCCUUACCCCACUCAACCCCCACCUCCUAACAAUUACUAUGAUGCUCAAUCUCAAUAUUUUUGUCCACCACAAUUCCACGCCCAAAACUCAUACUCUCAAUACACUCCAAACUUCCAAAAUCCUUACCCACCACAAUCCUAUCAAGACUCACUUUACCAUUUCCAAGACCCCCAAUAUGCUUCAUGUGAUCAAUACCCUCACACUCAACAAACAUCUCCAUACUACACCUACUCUUCUUACCAACCAAACUCACCUCCACCACCCCAAAAUCCAUACCAUCAAGGCUCAUCUCUAAAUCAUUUUUCCCCACCCACUCAAUGCUCACCAAGUGUAAGGAGGAAUGGAUUAAAUGAGGAGACAUUAGCAUUAGCUAAGCGUUGGGGAGUCACUAUUGUACCCGAUGGUGACAUUGAGGAUGAUGGCUAUCCCAUGAGACCGAUUGAAGAAGAGUAUGCUAAUAAUCAAUGGGAACCUCAUGAGCCCCUCUAUCAAGAACCUCAACAAGAAUGCCAACCAUUUGAUCAAGAUCCGAGAUGA